Molecule: messenger RNA, 1604 nt
Organism: Salvelinus namaycush (lake trout)
Lineage: Eukaryota; Metazoa; Chordata; Actinopteri; Salmoniformes; Salmonidae
Product: myosin-10-like
Exons: 12
Cellular component (GO): myosin complex
Molecular function (GO): protein binding; ATP binding; cytoskeletal motor activity
Source: RefSeq, a predicted model, not a curated record
UGGCAGCCCAGACAGCUAAAGGACAAGGCUGACUUCUGCAUCAUCCACUACGCUGGCAAGGUGGACUACAAGGCAGAUGAGUGGCUGAUGAAGAACAUGGACCCCCUGAAUGACAACGUGGCCACGCUGCUCAACCAGUCCACUGACAAGUUUGUGUCGGAGCUCUGGAAAGAUGUGGACCGCAUCGUGGGCCUGGACCAGGUGGCGGGCAUGGCGGAGACGACGUUCGGCGCCACCUACAAGACCAAGAAGGGCAUGUUCCGCACGGUGGGCCAGCUCUACAAGGAGUCCCUCACCAAGCUCAUGGCCACCUUGAGGAACACCAACCCCAACUUCGUCCGCUGUAUUAUCCCCAACCACGAGAAGAAGGCUGGUAAGCUGGAGCCCCAUCUGGUUCUGGACCAGCUGAGGUGUAAUGGAGUUCUGGAGGGGAUCCGUAUCUGCAGACAGGGCUUCCCCAACCGCAUCGUCUUCCAGGAGUUCAGACAGAGGUACGAGAUCCUGACCCCUAAUGCCAUCCCCAAGGGCUUCAUGGACGGGAAACAGGCCUGCGAGAGGAUGAUCCGAGCGUUGGAACUGGACCCCAACCUGUUCCGUAUCGGCCAGAGUAAGAUCUUCUUCAGGACCGGAGUCCUGGCCCACCUGGAGGAGGAGAGAGACCUGAAGAUCACUGACAUCAUCAUCUACUUCCAGUCUGUCUGCCGCGGCUACCUGGCACGCAAGGCAUUUGCUAAGAAGCAGCAGCAGCUGAGUGCUCUGAAGGUCCUCCAGAGGAACUGUGCUGCCUACCUCAAGCUGCGCCACUGGCAGUGGUGGAGACUCUUCACCAAGGUGAAACCUCUGCUCCAGGUGACCCGGCAGGAGGAGGAGAUGCAGACCAAAGACGAGGAGCUGGUCAAGGUGAAGGAGAGACAGAGCAAGGUGGAGGGAGAGCUGGUGGAGAUGGAGAGGAAACACCAACAGCUCCUAGAGGAGAAGAACAUCCUUGCAGAGCAGUUGCAGGCGGAGACGGAGCUGUUUGCCGAGGCGGAGGAGAUGAGGGCCCGCCUGGCCGCUAAGAAGCAGGAGCUGGAGGAGAUCCUCCACGACCUGGAGUCCAGAGUGGAGGAGGAGGAGGAGAGGAACCAGAGCAUGCAGAACGAGAAGAAGAAGAUGCAGUCCCACAUCCAGGAUCUAGAGGAGCAGUUAGAUGAAGAGGAGGCAGCCAGGCAGAAGCUGCAGCUGGAGAAGGUGACUGCCGAGGCCAAGAUCAAGAAGAUGGAGGAGGACAUUCUACUGCUGGAGGACCAGAACUCCAAGUUCCUCAAGGAGAAGAAGCUGCUGGACGACCGUGUGGCCGAGAUGACCUCCCAGCUGACAGAGGAGGAGGAGAAGGCCAAGAACCUGGGCAAGGUCAAGAACAAGCAGGAGGUGAUGAUGGUUGACCUGGAAGAGCGCCUGAAGAAGGAGGAGAAGACUCGCCAGGAGCUGGAGAAGGCCAAGAGGAAGCUAGACGCUGAGACCACGGACCUCCAGGACCAGAUAGCUGAGCUACAGGCCCAGAUAGAGGAGCUCAAGAUCCAGCUGGCCAAGAAGGAGGAAGAGCUACAGGCCGCUCUGUCCAG